This is a messenger RNA of Scylla paramamosain (green mud crab), 1566 nucleotides long. RefSeq lists its product as uncharacterized. NCBI's taxonomy places the organism in Eukaryota, Metazoa, Arthropoda, Malacostraca, Decapoda, Portunidae. The coding region runs from base 167 to 1315 and encodes 382 amino acids. The record is from RefSeq and is a predicted model, not a curated record. The transcript is spliced from 2 exons.
AUAAUGUUGCAACGUAGUGUGAACUGACACGGAGGAAAAAAAAUCAAUAAUAGUAAUAAGUUCUGCACAACAUUUUGGAGGAUGUGAGAGAAGAAACGAAAAGAGCAGGAAAACCAGCUCAGGUCGCCAUCCAUCAAGAUAAACUUACCAACAAACCAGAUACAGAAUGGAGCACUCAUCUAUCACACCACUUUCCUCACCAGCAGAAAUCACCCAUGCUUGGCUUGAGCAGGUGCUCAGGCACAAGCUGGGUCCCCCCCUCAAGCUCAUCUCCUGGUCUAUGAAAUUACCAGAGACCAGGAGUGGAUACAUGAGUGAAGUGUGCUUUAUACAGAUCUGCUUCUCUACCAGAGAGGGAACACCAGAGGACAAGAGGUCCCUGUUUGCAAAAUUCAUGCCAUGUUAUGAGAAGACACUUCUAGAUAUCAUGAAGAAUUGCCAUUUGGCAGAGAGGGAGGUUGAGUUUUACAAACAUGCCUUCUCGAGGGAGUUCAGGGAGUUUUGUGAUGCCAGUGGACUGCAUCACCCAGUUCCUGAGGUGUACUGGGCUGGACUUGAGGACAGCAAGAUAACAAUAAUUCUUCAAGAUCUGUGUAGUGAUGGCUUUAGGCUCAUAGCACCUGCAGAGGGAAACUCCCUCAAACAGAUCAAGUGUGUCUUGGCCACAGUUGCAGUCAUCCAUGGCUCAGGCAUUGCAACUAUACAGAAGCAAGGAAAACGUGCUUGGGAUAUUUCUCUUGAUAUUUCUUACUUUAAAAAUUAUGUUGUUGAUGGUAUUAAUAAACAAAUAAAGAUAUUUGAAGGAACACCCACUGUAAACACACUGAAGGCUCUCCUGCCUCUAACAAGUCACCUUUUCUCAGUGGAGGAGAAGCACCCCUUCUUGAAGUCAAUUAUCCAUGGAGAUCUUUGGACUGCUAAUGUGAUGUUCUCACAAAAUGACCAAGAUGCUUGUAUCUUUGAUUGGCAAUUUUGUCGAGUUGGAAACAUUGUCUGUGAUAUACUAACUUUGCUUUUGAUGAGUGCUGAGGUAUCUUGCUACACAGAACACCUGACUGAAAUUCUUGAGUGUUACUGGAGGAGUUUUGAGCAGUCGCUUCAGAAUAAUGGAGUUACAGUUGACGUGUCAUUCCAAGAUUUUGUUUGUAACGUUGAGUCCAUGUGGAUGUAUGGCUAUGCUUUCUUUUGUGCCUCUCUUCCUGACUUACUGAAGAGCCAUAUCACUGAAGAACGUGUUAGAGGUGCUGUCUGCUUCCUGGAGGAGAAGAGUGUUUUCAGAAAUUUUCUUUCUCACAUAUUUACAAACAAGGAAUAAAUCAAUUAGGGAAUGUGUGAAGUGAAGAGCAAUACAGUCCUCUCCUUUGCAUCACCACCACUCAUGUGUAAUUUGUACUGAGGAUGUAUAAACAUGUUUGUACUGUGGAUGAAUGGACAUGUUUUUACUGGGGAUGUAUAGAGAAGUUUGUACUGGGGAUGAAUGGGCAAGUUUGUAUUGAGGAUGAAUGACAAGUUUGUACUGGGGAUGUACACAUAAAUACUGGAAAUCAAUGAACAAGUUUGUAAUGU